Messenger RNA from Aspergillus pseudonomiae, 1551 nucleotides. RefSeq names its product general substrate transporter. The record is from RefSeq and is a predicted model, not a curated record. The coding region runs from base 1 to 1551 and encodes 516 amino acids. Gene Ontology annotation, cellular component: membrane. The transcript is spliced from 3 exons. Lineage: Eukaryota; Fungi; Ascomycota; Eurotiomycetes; Eurotiales; Aspergillaceae. Gene Ontology annotation, molecular function: carbohydrate:proton symporter activity. Gene Ontology annotation, biological process: transmembrane transport; carbohydrate transport.
AUGGGAUCACCAUCAUUCAUGGGCCUUCGUGGAAGCGCUCUUACCUUAGCACAACUUCUUCUGGUUGUUUGUCCUGCUUUCAUUCUAUUCGGAUACAAUCAAUCCAACCUUGGUGGAUUGGUUUCGGUGACGGAUUUCACGAAUCACUUCCCUCGGAUCGAUACUGUUCACACUGAAGGAGAACAGAAGAGUUCAAAUGCCACCAUACAGGGCGUUGUGGUGGCCACCUUUACAUUGGGGGCGAUGAUUGGGUGCCUUUCUUGUUCAUAUACCAGCGACAGGUUUGGACGCCGUAUCGUGAUAUUCGCAGGGGCCAUCCUCACCAUGGUUGGGGAGGUCCUCGAAGCAUCUUCGUUCCAACUCGCUCAGCUCAUCAUCGGUCGAGUGAUCCUAGGUGCUGGCGUGGGGAUGUUGAGCGGUACAGUCCCUACCUGGCAGAGUGAAUGCUCUAGCUCCACGAACCGUGGAAAGCACGUCGUUCUGGAUGGGCUUUUCAUCUCCAUUGGAUAUGUGCUGCAGGCUUGGAUCAACUUAGGAUUUUACCAAAUCAAAACGGGUUCAGCAUCUUGGCGGCCACCGAUCGCCAUCCCAGUCCUCUUUUCGCUUCUUUUGAGUCUUGUUAUUUUAGUAAUGCCAGAGUCCCCACGGUGGCUGUCUCAACAAGGUCGCAUCCAGGAAGCACGAAACACCCUUGCUGCGCUCAAGGGGCUAUCAGAAGAUGACACGAGAAUCAUUGAUGAAUUAUCCGCAAUCGAACGCUCGUUGGAACAGUCCGGCCGCACUGCGGCGUCGCUUGGCGAUAUGCUGAAGAUGGGAGAGGAUCGCCUUCUCUACCGGUUUUGCUUGUGUAUCUUGUUGCAGUUCUACCAACAAAUGUCUGGGGGGAACCUGAUUUCCGUCUAUUCAACUGUCAUCUUCCAGGAGGGUCUUCACAUGGAUUCCGAGACAUCUCGAAUCUUAUCCGGAGGGACUUUGACGUGGAAGCUCCUCUCCUGCUUUGUGGGUUUCUUUGCCAUCGAUCGAUUUGGGCGACGUUUUGUGCUCAUGGUGAGUGGCACGGGAAUGGCGACUUGUAUGAUGGGACUCGCCAUUGCGACUUCCUUUCCACAUUCGAAUUUUGGUGCCCAGGUGGCUAGUGUUUUCUUCGUGUUUCUCUUCAAUUUCUUCAUUCCAAUCGGCUUCUUGGGCGCCAAUUUCCUGUACUGUACCGAGGUGGCGCCCACGAAGCUGAGAGUAGCCAUGUCGAGUAUUUCCACUGCUAACCAUUGGCUGUGGAACUUCGCUGUCACGAUGAUUACCCCGGUAGCGAUCAACACUAUCGGGUAUCAGUACUACAUUGUGUUUACCUGUAUUGGGUUCUGCAUCCCUAUCUCCGUCUACUUCUUUUAUCCCGAGACCAUGGGUCGAUCGCUCGAAGAAAUUGACUUGAUUUUCCGGAACAGCCCGUCGGUCUUUGCAACUGUCCGGUAUGCGAGGGAAAAUCCUCAACUUGCACUCGAGCAAGACUGGGCACAAGAGAAGGAGGAGAUCCGACACGACGAGAAAGUGUAG